Dermacentor andersoni is the source of this 999-nucleotide messenger RNA. The record is from RefSeq and is a predicted model, not a curated record. NCBI's taxonomy places the organism in Eukaryota, Metazoa, Arthropoda, Arachnida, Ixodida, Ixodidae.
AGCGCAAUCAGAAUUUCUCCCACAAGCGUAUUCCCGGAAAGACGGGCAUUGGCCACGGCUAUGGCGGCGUUGUUGAGCGUUUCGUGCGCUUUUCUUCUCGCACUUGCUUUAGGCGCUUCCUACGGCCUCGUUCUCUGGUUGCUCCGUGAGCGUCGCAAAUGCUUCGACGCUUUUCGAGGCACCGGAGUGCCCACAGUGCCGCUUCGAAACAUCAUCAAUGGCAACUUGGACGAGUUCUGGAAACAGAAUGUCAUCAAAAACCUGGACCAAUGGUAUAAAAAAUACGGCGAUGUCUUCGGCUUCUUUCUAGGUGAUACCCCGAUUAUGGUUGUGAAAGAUCUGGCCAUGAUAAACGAUAUAUUCAUCAAGGACUCAAGCAAGUUUCCCGGCCGCGGGCGCAUGCUGAACAUCUACGAGAUGGACCCUCACUUAGCCAAGUACAUUGUCGUGUCCAAAGGUUCAGUUUGGAAGAGCGCACGAACCUCCAUGUCCAAAUUCUUCACCACAUCGAAGUUGAAAGCGGUGAUGCCUUCACUGCUCCACGCCCAGGAGGAGUUUAUACGUGUUCUAGGCGAGCAUGCCGACCGUGGAACCGAGGUGGACAUCAACAGCAUCUGCGAACGCUUCACGUUCGACAUGAUCAGCAAAGCGGCGUACGGCAUGGACACGAAUGUGCAGAGGAAUCCCAAGUACCCACUGUUUACGAAGGCCCUGGCUUUCAUGCCGAACAUCACAUCAGGCUUGUUCUACAACCUUGGCCAAAACCUAUACCACUGGGCAUGGAUUCCUCGGAUGCUCGCCAAGAUAUUGGGCGCCAUGUAUGCUAACCCUAUUUCUGAUAUGGCUAAAAAGGUCGAAGAAAUUAUUGAAUACCGGCGAAAAAAUCCUCAGAGAAACUUACCAGACAUGGCUCAGAUCCUGUUAGACGGAGUGCUCAGCAGAGGAGACUCUAGCCUAAAGCAACAUGAAUCCAUGGUUCACGCCACAGGUGUUCAUUGA